UUGGGAACUAUUAGUCUCCUUCUCACCCUUCUGAACAUUGUGGCAAUAUUCCUGGUGGGCCUACUAGUUUUAAAAAUAAAGGAGGUCGCCCCACACACAUCACCCUCAUCCACUGAAUAUUUUUUUCGCAAUGAUCUUAAGGUUGCCAGGGGAGUCUUACCAAACCACUAAAGGCAAGGAGUCAGUGACCCUUGCUAAGAAGUUCCUUGAAGAAUAUAAGAAGGUCAAGAUGGAGGGCAUACCAGAGGAGGAUCUGGAAGAGGAGGAACAAGUGAAUACACUGGACUUUAAGAAAGUGCUUGAGGAAGUGGAAAACACGCCUGAAGUGAAGAAAGUGGUUGGGUUAAUAGCUGCACCUGGGUCACCAAUGCCAUUUUCGUCACACCUGAAAGAGACAUUUUCUGCUGCCGAGUUAAGAAUAGGCAGAAAUGAAGAGGAAUACUACAAAACCCUGACUAAGCCCCCGGAGGAAGCUGAUCCAUGUGCACGAGUUUAUAGAACAUUUCACGCAUGUGAAAUGCCAUUAAAGCUGAAGUCCAAACAGCCACUAACUCCUCAGCCUAUGACACAGAAACCGUUUCUAAACGGAAAACAACUUCGUAAACGUCACACUGAGCUGUGUAUUGUUAAUUCACGCCCAAUGUCAACAAACAAAUCAAGAUAUAAGAAGCAUCAGAGACCACUGUUGAAACUGAAAAUACCUGAGCAGACGGCUGAAUUCUCAAAAGUUGACACUGAAAAGUCUCGUUUUGAGGUAAAGAUUAUUAAUGAGGGACAGCCAACGAGAUCUGAUAGCCCAGUUUAUGAUCCUCAGUACACACCCACCGAUGAGAUCAAUCCAUUGAUAACAUAAUUUUACUUUGAGUUGAAUUUGGUUCAUUGUUAAAAAAUCAGCUCCUAUUUACUAAUCACCUCCUUGUAAAUGAGAAUGCUGUGAGGUAUUUCUGAAUUUGAUUCUGCACGGUUUUUACUUGACAAAGUUCAAGGUCAUCGUCUGAAGAAAAGGCUGCUGAUAUCACAUCUCAAGAAGGACAACGCACAGUUGCAAUAUAUUUUGAAGAAAGGCUGUGCCUGGAGGUCUCAGGGAUAUCAUCACUUUUAUUUCAUCAGCAGCCAUGGGAAAUUUAUUUCACAAAAGUUCAAGGCCAUGGACUGAAAAAAAGGUUUACAUGACAGCUCAAGAAAGAUAUGUAUGACCAGAGACCAUAUAAUAUUACAUGGUCUCUGGUACGACUA
Molecule: messenger RNA, 1236 nt
Organism: Haliotis rubra (blacklip abalone)
Lineage: Eukaryota; Metazoa; Mollusca; Gastropoda; Lepetellida; Haliotidae
Exons: 6
Coding region: 131-853 (240 amino acids)
Source: RefSeq, a predicted model, not a curated record